Molecule: messenger RNA, 468 nt
Organism: Zygosaccharomyces rouxii
Lineage: Eukaryota; Fungi; Ascomycota; Saccharomycetes; Saccharomycetales; Saccharomycetaceae
Gene: MRPL23
Product: mitochondrial 54S ribosomal protein uL13m
Exons: 1
Coding region: 1-468 (155 amino acids)
Biological process (GO): translation; negative regulation of translation
Cellular component (GO): ribosome; mitochondrial large ribosomal subunit
Molecular function (GO): mRNA binding; structural constituent of ribosome
Source: RefSeq, a predicted model, not a curated record
AUGUCUCAAAAGCUUGGACAUACCGGAUUGGCUUUUGCACGUUUAUGGCACCAUGUGGAUAUCGCUCAAGAUAAGAGAACUCUCGGUAGAUUAGCAUCAUCGAUAGCCGUGACGUUAAUUGGUAAACAUAAGCCCGUGUAUCACCAAAGUCAAGAUUGUGGUGACUAUGUUGUCAUCACCAACUGUCAAGCAUUGCGUAUUACGGGUAAGAAACUACAGCAGAAACACUACUGGUCGCAUUCUGGUAAACCAGGACAUUUGAAGUUGACGCCAAUGGAGAAACUUAUUGCGGAUAAGGGCUAUGGAGAGACUUUGAAAAAAGCAGUCAGUGGUAUGUUACCUAAAAAUAAACUACGUAAGGGUAGAUUGGAAAGGCUAAAGGUCUUUGAAGGGAGUGAACAUCCUUAUGGGAACAAUAUAUCUGCAUUUGCAUACCAACAACCGCAAUUGAACGAGAAGUCCAGUUAG